Molecule: messenger RNA, 1255 nt
Organism: Moneuplotes crassus
Lineage: Eukaryota; Ciliophora; Spirotrichea; Euplotida; Euplotidae
Source: the annotation of a GenBank genome assembly
UAGUGCUGAAAAGUAAGAUCUUUUUACCCCAAAAACAACCCUCCCUCUAAAAAAUUCCCUCUCUUUACCCCCAUUUUCUUCAACCCCUACUACGCCCACCCUUAUCACCCUACCCUGACCUUCUUUCCCUCCUUCAGAGCCCCUUAAAUACUCUUUUAGCAUGAGGGAAGUCCCCAAGUAAAUCUCUGUUAAAAAUUCUUAAAAAAUCAGCAAAGAUAUAUCCAGAAACCUGCUUAGAGACUUUUUAUUAAUGGAAUAUGAAUGGGCUUGGGGAAGUCAGCCUCAGACUUUUUGUUAUAGAUUUAUGAAGGAGGAUAGUAAAGAAAUCUUCCAAUCUGCAGAAGAUCCUUCAGUGUUUUACUAUACUGAAGAAUUUCUGGAAGAUCUUGGCAAAAACCCAGACCAAUAUAAGAGCCAUUUGAAGUCUAAAUUUACGAUGAAGGACUCUAUGAAGUUGUCGAAUCAUGAAGAUAACUUCCUCCAUUUGCUGUUCAAGGCUUCAGAUGUUGAGACCAUCAAGCAGUUCUGUCAAGAUCUUUGUGAUAGUGACCCACAGGUCUUUCUGGAGCUUCUAGAUCAAGAAAAUAAGGUUGGAUGGACUCCUAUUUACUGUAUUUUUAACAAAAAUUCUGUUGAUCUCCUUGAAACGAUCGUGAAUUUUGAUAAGCAGAUCAGAAAAUCAGAGUCGUCACAUAUUGUCAAGCAUGUUUGCAACACAGGAUCUGUUUUGAUCAAAGCUUGAGAAGUCAGUUCGACAACCAAGGGUGAAGAAUCCUUAAAGUGACUGGAGUAUUUGUUAUCACCUCCAAUCAGCCUUGAUGUUAAUCAGCCUGAUCAUGAAGGAUGUACUCCGUUGUACAUGGCAUGAUACAAAGGAAACCAUUCUGUUGCUAAGUACUUGCUGGAUAAUGGAGCAAAUCCAGGAGUUUUAUGAGUAAAUGGGUCAAAUUCACUACACAUAUGUGCUGAAAGAGACUUUAUGGAUGUCUUGAAACUUUUGUGUGAGCAUCAGAAAGAUUUAAUAUACACUCAGGAUGAUGAAGGGAACACUCCACUUCACAUUGCUUCUCUUUGGUCGCAUAUGGGAAUUCUCGAGUAUCUCUGGGAGUUAGGAGAAAAGAAACUUGUUGAAAUCAGAAAUCAUGAUGGUGACACUGCUUAUGAGCUAGCAUAUGAGGAAAACCAAAUUUAUGCACACGAAUUUCUGUGAGAAAAGAUGGGGAUCAAUACUAAUACCAUUUGUUCGCUCCUCUAA